This is a messenger RNA of Fusarium tjaetaba, 2946 nucleotides long. Its product is annotated as Replication factor C subunit 3. The transcript has 7 exons. Gene Ontology annotation, biological process: DNA-templated DNA replication; DNA repair. Gene Ontology annotation, molecular function: ATP binding; DNA binding; ATP hydrolysis activity. The record is from RefSeq and is a predicted model, not a curated record. The coding region runs from base 1 to 2946 and encodes 981 amino acids. Lineage: Eukaryota; Fungi; Ascomycota; Sordariomycetes; Hypocreales; Nectriaceae. Gene Ontology annotation, cellular component: Rad17 RFC-like complex; DNA replication factor C complex; Ctf18 RFC-like complex.
AUGAGCGACCCUCAACGCGAUGCCCCGCCGUUGAGCGCCCACAUUCCCGCUACCACCACGACCACGACGGUUCUGCCUACGACAAACGGCUCUGCCAAAGGCGACGACGUUCCCGAUGCCGGACUGAGAAGUCUCGAUCACUACAAGCGCGCCCUGCCAAAAUGGCGAUACAAUCUGCGCCAACAGAUGCUGCCUCUGAUCCGCUGGGAGACACCCUACCUUGCGUGGAUGCAAGAGAAGUUGCGGACUCCAGCUCUCGAUAGUUACUUCGCCAUCACUGCCAACCUCGGAACCCAUACCUUCUUCAUGAUCGGAUUACCCAUCUGCUUCUGGUGUGGUUAUGCAGCAUUUGGCAAGGGACUUGUACAUAUUCUUGCGCUCGGUGUCUUCUGGACAGGCUUUAUCAAGGACUUCUACUCUCUCCCGCGACCACUUUCGCCUCCUUUGCACCGAAUCACGAUGUCUGGUUCUGCAGCCCUCGAAUAUGGUUUCCCUUCGACCCAUAGCGCCAAUGCCGUAUCUGUCGCUGUCUAUGCGGUUCUGAUACUACGCAGUCCCGAUAACACGCUAGCUCCAACCACCAAGUUCGCACUCGAAUGCCUCUCAUACUUCUACGCUGCUUCGAUCAUAUUUGGGCGCUUAUACUGUGGCAUGCAUGGCUUCCUCGACGUAAUUGUUGGGUCCAUCAUGGGUGCCGCGAUUUCUCUUCUCGAAUUCUACUACGGACCUCCCUUGGAUGAAUAUAUGCACUCCAGCUCUUGGGCUGCGCCUCUUGUAGCUGCCUUGAUUAUUCUUGUACUCGUACGCAUCCACCCUGAGCCGGCAGAUGACUGUCCAUGUUACGAUGACAGUGUUGCCUUCGCUGGUGUUGUCAUUGGUCUCGAAUUCGGCACUUGGACGUACGGCAAAAUUGCGCUGGAUCCUUGGGAGACUCAUGCGCAUGGAGGAGGAUCAGUGGAUAUUACGCACUUGGGAUUGGCUGCCAACGUGGCUAGGAUCGUUUUCGGCGUUCUUGUCGUCUUUGCGUGGCGCGAGACGAUGAAGCCUCUACUGCUUAAGCUCUUGCCUCAUCUAUUCCGAAUAUUUGAACAGGUUGGGGUAAACAUGCCUCGACGGUUCUUCACUCCUGCUAGUAAGUAUAAGACUGUACCAACAGGCUCUCGUAUCGAUACGCUUUUUCCUUCGCCGUCCGACUUCCCACGCAUGGUCGAGAGUAUCCGAAACCCUACCACCCGAGGUCGCUCUGUGUCGAUUGGUCCUCAGAGUGCCGCAGAUGCAUACGAGACCUUGGCGUAUAGAGAGCGCAAGCGACGCGAGAGUGUCAGCAGUAACCAUAGCUUGAAGAGCAAGUCAAGCAACCUGGAGCUCCAGACCACGCAUGAAGACUAUUCUGGCAAGGGAGCUCAGGCGUCUGGGGCACAGGCAAACCGAAUCGUCGAAUUCGAGCAGAUGAUGGGGACCGGCGAGGUUGUGACAACACCAGCCGCCGAUGAUGAUCGGGUUGAGAUCUUUGUUACGGGCACCGAGGACGGGUUGGGAGAGCGGGAGAUGUUCUCGCAAUUAAUCAAACCUCGUGUGCGAUACGACGUCGAGGUCGUGACUAAGCUCGUUGUUUACACUGGUAUUGCUUGGUUUGCAGUGGCUAUUAUCCCCAUAAUGUUUGAGAUUCGCAACAAGCUCAAGAGUUGCGGGACGAGCAACCCCGGAAAACAUUCCAUCACCAAAGGGACUACAAAGACCGAAAGCAACAAGAAAACAAGCGCAAAUAUGUCUGAUAUUGGGGAUGAGAUGGACGUUGACGUCCCCGUCGUCAGCAAAGAUGUGAUAUUUUCCUCUGAAGCCAAGCAAGGCAAGCGAAGUGCUGCCAAUCUGCCAGUUGAGGCUGAGGAUAGUCUCCCUUGGGUUGAAAAGUACCGCCCAAACACCCUCGACGACGUCUCGGGCCAUCAAGAUAUCCUCGCUACUAUCAACAAAUUCAUCGACCAGAACCGUCUCCCUCAUCUACUCCUCUACGGUCCCCCAGGUACCGGGAAAACGUCGACAAUUCUGGCCCUUGCUCGUCGUAUCUACGGAGCUGCGAAUAUGCGUCAAAUGGUUCUCGAACUCAAUGCCUCAGAUGACCGUGGUAUUGAUGUAGUGCGGGAGCAGAUCAAGACAUUUGCUAGUACCAAACAGAUCUUCUCCGUGGGUGGUGCAUCUGCCCGCUCAGGCAACUCGAUGGCUGGAUUUAAGCUCAUUGUUCUGGAUGAGGCUGAUGCUAUGACGAGCACAGCCCAGAUGGCUCUACGACGAAUAAUGGAGAAGUACACCACCAACACACGGUUCUGUAUCAUUGCAAACUAUUCCCACAAGCUUAGCCCAGCACUUCUGAGUCGAUGCACACGGUUCCGCUUCAGUCCGCUGAAGGAGGGUGAUAUUAGGGUGCUAGUUGACAAGGUGGUGGAUGAGGAGCAUGUUAGGAUUGGCGGAGAGGCGGUCGAUGCGUUGGUGAAGUUGAGCAAGGGUGAUAUGCGAAGAGCACUGAACGUUCUACAGGCCUGUCACGCAUCAAGUACACCAUUGCGAGCGAAGGAUGCACCUAAAGUGCCUGACAGCGAAAUUGAACGCGAAAACAUCACAACGGAGACUAUUUAUAACUGCAUCGCGGCACCCCCACCUGAUGCCAUUAAAGAGAUUGUGUCGACGCUGCUUAAGACAUCUGAUGUCACAAGUUGUCUAAACACUAUUAACGCUCUCAAGGUGUCGCGAGGUCUUGCGCUGGCGGAUAUCAUCACGGCGCUCUCCGAGGAGUUAGUGAAGCUAGAGGUUGGUCCCGAGGUGAUGAUCACCUGGCUGGAUGGUCUCGCCAACAUCGAGCAUAGAGUCGCCGGUGGAGGCAGUGAGUUGAUUCAGACUGGAGCAGUUGUUGGAGUUGUCCGAAACGGAGUUGAGUUGAUGAGCCGAUAA